CAGAAUGGCAGCAAGCUCUGUAUUAUCUCCUCUGGCAUUAAAUGAUUACCAGGAUCGAUUGACAGCUGGAGAAAAUGUGUCAGAAAAAGUGUAUCAAUUCAAAAGACUGUGCUCCUUUCAACACUGGCCAGAGUGGGCGAAAGCAUCACCAGCACGGCUAGCCAGGGCAGGGUUUUUCUACACUGGCGCUGGGGAUAAAGUGGAGUGCUACAGUUGUCAUGGGACUCUAGAGAACUGGAAACAUGGCGAAAAUCCAUUAGAGAGACACCGGCAGUUUUAUCCAGCAUGUCCCCAUGUGAAAGGUGUUGACAAGGAAAAUAGACCUAUUUCAUCUGAGGGUGUUGAGAGUGAACUGGUGAGUUCUUUACAAGAGAACGGAGAUGCAGGAAGGGACACUGUGACAGAUACUGUGAGUUAUGUGCUUAGUGUUGUUGAACAUAGGACCACAUCACAGGCUAGAGAGCAGCACCGGCUUCCUUCUUCAGCCUUGGUACAAGGAAAUGAUAAUGCACACCCUGGUAGAGAAUCCACAGAUCUGUCAUCAGUAGAAAACAAUUACCCUUUUUCUAAUUUGGCACAGCAGCAAAAUGUUUCCAGUCAUGAUAAUCAUAUUUUUGGACUCAUGCAAGAUGAAAAUGCACGCAGAGCAAGUUAUCCAGUAGGAUGGUCUGCAAUUUGUCCAAUAUCACCUGAUGAAUUGGCCAAAGCAGGUUUUUUUUGUAUGAACUCUGGAGACCUUGUGCAGUGUGCAUUCUGCAGAGGUGCUGUGAGGAACUGGGAGACUGGGGAUUCUCCAUUCUUUGAACACAAAAAACAUUUUCCACUGUGUCAAUUUGUGUUAAACAGACUUGAACAGGAACAGAGGCAGUCAAAUUCUGUACCACAAUCUAAUACUUUUUCAAAUAGCAGUAAUGUACCAGACCUUUUGCUAGAUGAGAGUCCUAUUGUUACAGAGAGACCCAAACACCCAGAAUAUGCUGUGGAGCAAAACCGGAUAGCCUCUUACCAGAAAUGGCCCAUAAACAAGAAGCAAACCCCCAGAGACCUGGCUCAGGCUGGUUUCUAUUAUGCGGGGUUUGGGGACAACGUGAAAUGCUUCUUUUGCAGUGGAGGCCUGAGGAACUGGGAGGCGCAGGAUGUACCAUGGAGGGAGCAUGCACGUUGGUUUCCCAAGUGUGGUUUUGUGAAGCAGUGCAAAGGUGUGACCUUCAUACGGGAGGUACAGCGAGAAAGAACAAUGGGCGGGGCCAGCCGAGGUCACUCGGCAGAUGGACAUCCGGUGGAAGCACGAGAAAUCAAGGCAAGACUUGACACACCUAUGGCCCAGACUGUGGCCAAUAUGGGAUACUCCAAGGCCAAACUGCGCCAGGCAAUAGAACAGAGGCUAAGAACCCACGGAGAUGACUUUCCCAAUCUCCAGGCUUUUGUGGAAGCUGUUCUCGACUUAGAUGAUGGUGAAGAACAGACCAGUGUGGGGAAUAUGAGAGAAACCAGUCAAGCAAGCAGUGUUGUUCAGCCCAGAUCAGACAAUAGUCUACAGGUCCAAUCUCAACCACAGGGUCAAGAGUCAUCCAACACAAAACAAGCCGACCCGAAGACAGGCAAUUCUGCAAAAGAUAAAAAAGAUGAAAAUUCUGCCUCCAAGGUAUCCGUUGUUGAUGAAAAGGAGCGAUUGAGGCUUGAAAAUGUAGAAAUGAUGAUGCAGCGUAUGUGUAAAAAGUGCUCUGAUAAUGAGGCCAGCAUUGUAUUGUUGCCGUGUGCGCACCUUGUUAGCUGUGCUACUUGUGUGGUUGGUUUGACCAGGUGUCCUGUGUGUGAUUUGAAAAUUCAAGGAACUGUGAGAGCAUACUUGCCGUGAAAUGUUUUGCUUAACCAUGCAUCUAUCACUGAAGGCUCCAGAGGAAUUAUAAAUAUGGUACAAAAGACACCUUCGCCCUUAAAUGUUGUUAAUUUUGUAUAUACCAAGCACAGCACCAUUUAGUCAAUAUUUAGUUUACUUAAAUGUUUAUCAUGCAUGUAGUUAAUUAAAAGUGUUAUAGCAUGUGUUAGUACGCGCAUUCAGAACUAACCGACCUGUGGAUCAGAUAUGACAGACCCAUUUGAAAGCGAUGCCGCAUAAAAUCCUGAUGGACUCCCUGCCUCCCGCGUGCCCUCCCUGCAGGGACACGGCAAUUGAAGCUGGCAUUAGAAAGAAUCGAGCCCUGAUCGAAGUGGAGCCAUUGUUUUAUUGCUGUGUCCCUGCUGAGAUGGCAUGUGUGGGAGGAGGAAAUGCCGUUAGGAGAGUGGGUGGCAUUGCUUGUGAGUGGGUCAGCCGUAUUUGAUCCCCAGAUCUAGUCUGCGGACCAACUUUUUCUAAAAACGCCUUUAAUUCUCGUAAGUGAGUGUUGUUUCUGUUUUUUUUUUUUUUCAAUUAAUUUUCUUUUCUAAAAUGAAAAAAUAGAAUCAUGGUCCUAUUCAGGUAGUCAUGGCGUCAGGCCUAACUAACUACCAGACACGGCACCUACGGAUCCUGAAUA
This is a messenger RNA of Lingula anatina, 2516 nucleotides long. Its product is annotated as baculoviral IAP repeat-containing protein 7-like. Gene Ontology annotation, molecular function: cysteine-type endopeptidase inhibitor activity involved in apoptotic process; ubiquitin protein ligase activity. NCBI's taxonomy places the organism in Eukaryota, Metazoa, Brachiopoda, Lingulata, Lingulida, Lingulidae. Gene Ontology annotation, cellular component: cytoplasm; nucleus. The record is from RefSeq and is a predicted model, not a curated record. Gene Ontology annotation, biological process: regulation of cell cycle; positive regulation of protein ubiquitination; negative regulation of apoptotic process.